UCCCACGCCAUUGCUGGAAAAUUGCCAAAAUCGUCGUCACCAUCAGAUUAUAAAAAUUAGAUGGAUAGACCUAACCAAGAAGCCAAUAUGUAUACUAAGGAUUGGAGAAAUGGACUGCCACAAGAGUUACGCCAAAGAAUCAUCAACCAGAUAAUGGACAAGUUAAAAAAACAUAUUCCUUUUCAUGGUAAAAAUGGAUUGCAUGAACUUCUUUUCAUUGCUAAAAGGUUUGAAGAGAAGAUUUUUACUAGUGCAACAAGUUGGCCUGAUUAUCUAUUGAAAAUAUCUUUGAAGAUUCAGAGGAUGGAUACUAAAUCCCAAGGCACCACCAGGACUAACCCACCAAAUCAAGUCACCAGCAUUAAAGUUGAAGCUAAACAGUCAGAAAUGCAACGUUUAAUAGUGCCCAUGCCAUUGCCGAAAACAUCCCUAAAGCGCCACCACCAUCAGAUGGAUAACGAUAAUGGGAGACCUAAUCAAGGUACUGAAGGCAAUAGUAAUUGGAGAGAUGGACUGCAUCCAGAGACACGCCAAAUGAACAUCAACACGAUGGUUGACUCAUUAGAGAAACAUCUUCCUGAUUCUGGUCAAGAUGUAUUGCCAGAACUUCAUAUGAUUGCUCAAAGGUUUGAAAAGAAAAUUUUUAAUGCUGCAACAAGCUGGCCUGAUUAUCUACUGAAAAUAUAUUUAAAGAUGCAUUCGAUAGAGACUGGAUGCCAGUGCACCAAGGCCAACGUACCAAAUCAAGUCACCUACAUUAAAGUUGAAGCUCAGCAGUCAGACACGCAAAGUGUAAUAGUGCCCACGCCAUCCCCAAAAAUAUCCCUAAAGCGCCAUCAACAUCAGAUGGAUAACGAUAAGGGGAGACGUAAUCAAGGUACUGAAGCCAAUAGUCAUUGGAGAGAUGAACUGCACCCAGAGACACGACAAAUAUAUGUCAACAAGAUAAUGGAGAUUUUAAAAAGACAUCUUCCUCUUUUUGAUCAAGAAAGAUUCCAUGAACUUCAGAAGAUUGCUCAAAGGUUUGAAGAAAAUAUUUUUAUUGCUGCAACAAGCCAGUCUGAUUAUCUAAAAAAAAUAUCUUUGAAGAUGCUUACCAAUGAGACUAAAUCCCAGGGCAGCAUGGCCAACGCAUCAUGGUUCUAGGAGUAUCUAGUUUAGCUUAAGUUACUAAGACUGAAUUGUGUGCUUUUUUCACUCAAAUAAUACACAUGGACACAAAUUGCUUAAACAAUACUAUUC
Messenger RNA from Vigna angularis (adzuki bean), 1242 nucleotides. Its product is annotated as mediator of RNA polymerase II transcription subunit 15a. NCBI's taxonomy places the organism in Eukaryota, Viridiplantae, Streptophyta, Magnoliopsida, Fabales, Fabaceae. Bases 61 to 1146 code for a protein of 361 amino acids. Gene Ontology annotation, molecular function: chromatin DNA binding; transcription coactivator activity. The record is from RefSeq and is a predicted model, not a curated record. The transcript is spliced from 12 exons. Gene Ontology annotation, biological process: regulation of DNA-templated transcription.